UUCAUCUGACAUUCGCCUCGCAUUUUCGCAACAAUAUAUGUUAUACGUUCUCUGAAGCAAAUUUCUGUCAAAACCGGCUGUGUGCAAACGAUUGGUGAAAUUGAAGGAUCGAAGAGAUAAAAAAUCUUAGAAUACAUUUUGCAUAGUUUUUAUAAGCAUAAAUAAGCUAUUAAUAUUUUAAUAUAGUUAAGAAUAUGUCUCUGAUGCCGGGACCAUUAGCGCAGAAUGCCAUCGAACCGAUGCAAGUGGACGCGCCCGUUGAAGACAAUGAUAACAACGAGGAGCAUCAGCUAAUUGUUGAAAAUCCAUCACUUGAUCUCGAGGUUUACGCAAAUGCCUAUACCGGUUUGGCGACUUUGUAUCGUCUGAAAUUUGUUGCCGAUGUUUGUCCUACGCUCCGAUUGGAAGCACUGAAGAUGGCUAUAAAACAUGUAAUGACCACGUACAAUGUCAGCAUGUACCAAUCACUGCACAAAAAACUCUUAGAACUGACUGGUGUUGGGGCAAGCGGCUCGGGACAAGCGGCUGGUGCUGGUCUACCAGAUGUAGCUGCGCAAUCGGCUGCGCCAGCUGGUGCCGCUGCGGGCAGUGCUGGCGCAGAUGCGUUAGACCUACCCGCUUUCGAUAGUAACUGGGUAGAAACAAAGAGUAAACAGGCUGCAUUCAAUUUGGAAAAACUAGACUCGGAUUUAAAAAAUUACAAAUCAAAUUCAAUCAAAGAGAGUAUACGACGUGGACAUGACGACUUAGGCGAUCACUAUUUGAGCUGUGGUGAUUUAACCAAUGCCCUGAAAUGCUACUCACGCGCUCGUGAUUAUUGUACCAGCGGCAAGCAUGUUAUCAAUAUGUGUCUAAAUGUAAUAAAGGUGUCGUUAUACUUACAAAAUUGGGCGCACGUAUUGAGCUAUGUUAAUAAAGCAGAGAGCACACCUGAUUUUAUGGAUGGACCGAAAGAAGCCAAUUUGUCCGUCGCUACUCGUCUCAAAUGUGCAGCAGGUCUCGCUGAACUGCAAACAAAGAAAUAUAAAUCUGCGGCUAAGAAAUUUCUACAGGCCAGCUUCGACCACUGCGAAUUCCCAGACAUGCUAUCCCAAAACAAUGUAGCUAUCUAUGGUGGGCUCUGUGCACUAGCCACUUUCGAUCGUCAAGAGUUGCAGAAAAACGUAAUAUCCUCAAGCUCAUUUAAAUUGUUUUUGGAAUUGGAGCCACAGCUACGUGACAUCAUCUUCAAAUUCUACGAAUCCAAAUACGCAUCCUGCCUAAAGUUGCUGGACGAGAUUCGCGACAAUUUGUUGCUAGAUAUGUACAUUGCACCUCAUGUAAACAUCCUCUACACGAAGAUACGAAACCGUGCGCUUAUUCAAUACUUUAGUCCCUAUCUCUCGGCCGAUAUGCGUAAAAUGGCAACAGCUUUCAAUCGCACAGUGCCCGCUUUAGAGAAUGAAGUUAUGCAACUCAUACUAGAUGGUCAAAUUCAAGCGCGCAUCGAUUCUCAAAAUAAAAUCCUCUGCGCCAAGGAGGCCGAUCAGCGAAACAACACUUUUGCACGCGCUAUCAGUAUGGGUAGGGAAUACCAAAGACGUCUGCGUAUGACAAUUCUGCGUGCCGCAAUGCUUAAGAGCCACAUUCAAGUCAAAAAUGUUCCACGUGAAACUGGAAACCAUGGCACCGAUUUUUGUGUAUCCGCUGGAUCGAGUACUACCGCUCCAGUUAGAAAUUGAAUUCAAUUCAUCUGAUUAUAUUUGGAUACAACUAACAUAUUAAAUUUAGCAUUUCAUUCAUUAAAAAUAUGUACAAAAAUGAAA
Molecule: messenger RNA, 1805 nt
Organism: Ceratitis capitata (Mediterranean fruit fly)
Lineage: Eukaryota; Metazoa; Arthropoda; Insecta; Diptera; Tephritidae
Gene: CSN1b
Product: COP9 signalosome complex subunit 1b
Exons: 4
Coding region: 195-1721 (508 amino acids)
Cellular component (GO): COP9 signalosome
Source: RefSeq, a predicted model, not a curated record